AAAAAAGAUAAACACGAUAGAAGCUUUUCUGGAUCAAUAUAUCAAACAAUGAAGCGUAUAAUUACAGUGUAAAAAAAAAGAGGGACUCUUUCUUCUCUUCUGUUAUUCAAAGAAACAAUGUCUUUUAUAGAUCAAACACACUUUGAACAAGCGAAUAAUCAAAGUCAAGAAAAAAAGAAAGAGAACCCUGCUGCCUGCGUCUUUGUGGCAAGUUUAAACAAGGAAUUGUCAGAUGAAGACUUGCAUACCAGUGUGUAUAAUCAUUUUUUACAGUGGGGUCCUUUAUCAAGUGUCAAAGUCUUAAAGGAUUGGUUAAAAAGACCUUAUGCCUUUGUUCAAUAUGAGUCUGUUCAAGACUCAAAAAAAGCGAUUAAAGAAGCACCAGGCACUAUACUGAAUGGAAGAAGUAUUCGCUGUGAACCUGCUCGAGUCAAUCGCUCAAUCUGUCUAGUCUCAUUCAAUCAACCAUUCCAUAAACAGUAUAUUCAAUCUACUUUAUCGGCCUUCGGUGACAUUGAAGAUAUGACCAUCUUACAGCCGCAUGGUAAAUUUCAUUCGAUUGUUAUCAAAUACAAGUACAGAGAAGAUGCUAUCAAAGCUUAUUUGACUUUAAAAUUCUCUGACUAUCAGCAAAUAAACAAACAUCAGAGGUGGUUUGUUGAAUGGGCUUCUAAUAUGGAUACAGAUAACCUGUAUGGCAUCUGUGGCAAUACCUGUCAGUUAGAUAAACUGAGUAUCUUUGUUGGUAAUCUGCCUGAAUCUGUCACAAAAGAAGAGCUCCAUACUAUAUUUGGUCAACAUGGUAGCAUCAUUGACCUUCAUUUGAUACAGAAACCUAAUUAUCGUCACCGAGAAAAGAAAGUGUUUGCUUUUAUUAAAUAUCAACAUGAAAAAGAAUCCUCUCAAGCCAUUGAUCAUCAGAAUGGCAGUAUUUACAAAGACAAGACAUUAAGAGUCUGUUAUAGACAAUACCAAACAAAUUCCAAGCCUUAUUAUUGUCCACCAAAGUUUAUGGAUCAAUCGGUAAAUUUUAUGCAAACAAGUGCUGAUCAUUCAUUUCAUCAGCAGAACAACCCCUCUCAAACAAAAGACAACGAGAACUAUUACCUUGAUCCUUAUCCUGUGAUGGUCUAUUAUGCCUAUUCACCUUCUUAUUAUUCAUAUCCACCUCAAGAAUUUUAUGACAAGUGAUGUUUCGCUUUGUUUAAAUCGAGUUUUCUCCCCCACAUUUGCAAAAAAAAAAAAUCCCCCCCCCC
This is a messenger RNA of Gilbertella persicaria, 1256 nucleotides long. RefSeq lists its product as uncharacterized. The coding region runs from base 118 to 1191 and encodes 357 amino acids. Gene Ontology annotation, molecular function: RNA binding. Gene Ontology annotation, biological process: positive regulation of mRNA splicing, via spliceosome. Lineage: Eukaryota; Fungi; Mucoromycota; Mucoromycetes; Mucorales; Choanephoraceae. Gene Ontology annotation, cellular component: spliceosomal complex. The record is from RefSeq and is a predicted model, not a curated record. The transcript is spliced from 9 exons.